This is a messenger RNA of Cuculus canorus (common cuckoo), 4443 nucleotides long. It is a transcript of the gene DIRAS3, whose product is annotated as DIRAS family GTPase 3. The record is from RefSeq and is a predicted model, not a curated record. NCBI's taxonomy places the organism in Eukaryota, Metazoa, Chordata, Aves, Cuculiformes, Cuculidae. Gene Ontology annotation, cellular component: plasma membrane. The coding region runs from base 917 to 1513 and encodes 198 amino acids. Gene Ontology annotation, molecular function: GTP binding; GTPase activity; GDP binding. The transcript is spliced from 2 exons. Gene Ontology annotation, biological process: signal transduction.
AGAAAUAGAGCCGCGAUUGUGGAAUGUUUGCCAGUGGGAGGGUGCCAGAUCAAAGCAGCGGCCACAGCCCGAAGGGGCUCCCCGGGGCAUCGCUGCCGCCUUCCACCGGCAGCGGCUCCAAUCGAUCGGGGGGUGCGGGAGGCUCGCGUUGGCUUCUGUCUGCAGUUAGAGGGAUGGCUCGAACCACCCAAAACCGGCUUUAACCAUCCCAAACCGGCUUUAACCAAAAGAUUCAAGCGGUUGUGUUGAUGAAUUAUUUCUUUUUUAUACGGGCCUUUUGAGGGGGAAGGCGGGAUUUUGGGGUGCUUUUGAGGCGUAGGGGUAGGCGGGUUUCCCGCAUGGAGCCCGCAGCGGGUGCGAACGCCCGGAGCGGAGUCGGGGUCUGUCCGUCUGUCUGUCUCCCCGGAGCGGGGCCGGGGUCCGUCCGUCUGUCUGUCCAGCCCGGAGCGGAGCCGGGGUCCGUCUGUCUGCCCUCCCCACGCCCAGAAGCGGAGCCGCGGUCCCUCUGUCGUGCCCCGAGCGGGGCCGGUGCUGCUGCUGUGCCCGGGAGGUGCGCAGCCCCUGCGGUAGCAGCCACCCACCGCCAGGGAUGCCGCAGCGCUCGCAGCCCGGCAGCCGCCUCCGCGGGGCUCCGCGGGCGGUGGGUGGAUGGACUAUAUAGGGAGAGAGAAGGAGAAGCGCCCUGGAAGCGCUGUCUGUCCGCAGGUGCCGAGGGGGCAGGCAGGGAGCCCCCCCGAGCUCCCCCUUGUCCCUCCGGCCAGAGCCCGCACGGCUUCCCCGGGGCUGGAAGGCGAUUUUAUUCUCGUUUCGCUGGAGCUGAUGGCUACAGGCCACCUCUGUAUAGGGGUGCGUAAACUUGAAGAACUCGGGCUUUUUCCAGCUAGAAUCUUCACUUUACGAUCGCAGCGCAGCAAACAUGCCUGAGCAAAGCAAUGAUUACCGGGUGGUUGUGUUCGGAGCAGCAGGGGUUGGAAAAAGCUCCUUGGUCCUUCGUUUUGUAAGGGGAACUUUCAGGGAAACCUAUGUUCCCACAAUUGAAGAUACGUACCGGCAGGUGAUCAGCUGCGAUAAGAGCAUCUGCACCCUGCAGAUUACAGACACCACGGGAAGCCAUCAGUUCCCUGCUAUGCAGAGGCUGUCUAUCUCCAAGGGGCAUGCUUUCAUCCUGGUGUACUCUGUCACCAGCAGGCAGUCCAUGGAAGAUCUUCACCCCAUCUUUGAACAGAUUUGUCAGAUUAAAGGGGACAUUCAAAAAAUCCCAAUAAUGUUGGUGGGGAACAAAAGCGAUGAGGCCCAGAGGGAGCUGGAUGCCAGCGAGGGGCAAGCGCUAGCCAGCAAGUGGAAAUGCUCCUUUAUGGAGACAUCAGCCAAAAUGAACUACAACGUGCAGGAGCUCUUCCAGGAGCUCUUGAAUUUGGAGAAGAGGAGAACUGUCAGUCUCCAGGUGGAUGGAAAAAAAUCCAAGCAGCAGAAAAAGAAAGAUAAACUGCAAGGCAAGUGCUCCGUUAUGUGAUUGACUUCAGCUGGACUUGCACUAUUGCAUGGUGUAAUCAGAGCAUGGACUCCCACAGAAAGUACAUGUCUGCUGGAGGUUUCAGAGGAAUCCAUGCCUUAUAGGGCUAUUGUUUUUCUCUAAAAUCUCUGCUGGAUUAUUUUAUGUGUUGGUUUUAAAGAGGAUGGCUUUCUGCAUGUUUAUUUUUUUAAAACAAUAAAUGUUUGAUGUUAGCAAUUAUAUGUGAUUACAAGUUUUUAAUGCAAGAAGUUUACAGAAAAGUGUCAGUCAGAAACAAACAUCUCUAUUCCUGUGAGUACAUGCUAGUUUUAAAGCAUUUCCAGCCUAUUUGCUCUAAAGAAAUCAUAGUAUCUAUAAUGUAUACACUUCAAAAACUGUUUUCAGGAAUCUAUCCACCAGAGCAAACCUUUAACAAAGCUGGGAAUUUGCACUGCGAAUGAACAUGUAUGUGGCUUCAGGUGCUUACAUUUUUGGCAGACUGACUGGCUUGCCUACCAAAGAUGCAGCUUUUCCACAGUAGAAUUUAAGUUUUCCUGUAUGCUGUGCGAUUCCUGAGACUUCUGGAGUUCUGUGAGUGAUUACAGCUAUAACUGUAUAUACAGGCUGUUUGCUCUUUUACUCUGACUUUUACUCUGACUUCCCCUGUUCACUGAGGCAGGGGAUUCCAUGUGCUCUGACUCCACAUCCAGGGGUGAUUCUCCGCAUCUUUAAGCAGAAGCUGCCUCCUUCAAGAAGGUAAUCAGGUUAUUGUAAGUACCAGUUGAUACCAGCUGGUUAUCUUAGCAAUUUGCCUUUCCUUUCUCAGCUGUCACACUGAUUUUGCAACUGGCUGAAGAUACUCUUGGUGUCUUCCCAGAGUUGUCUUAGGUAUUUUUCAUUUCCCCUCUCUUAUUUCAUCUGAGUGGCCCAGGUUUUAGUUGAGACUUGGGACAAGUUGGUUCAGGUAACACUGUUUCGGGAAGAAGCAUCUACUCCUGGGAACUGCAUGUGUAAAGAUGAUCCCUCUCUGACAGAACCUUUCAGCAGACGGGUCCCACAGGUGAACGGACUGGAGACAUGAGCUUCCUCUCUCUGUUGUCUCCCUCUGCCUGCCUUUUUCUUUCUUUGGCUAUUGUUAACAAGAGAUAAGUGUGAUACUCCUCAUCAGAAGUGUAUGGCUGAGAAGGAUUUCAGGGGAAUAAGUGUUGGUCGGCUAUUGACCUAUGCCAGGUAUCUGUUUUGAUUAUGUGUUAGCACAAGAAGAUUAAGGACUUCUAUGUUGCACUGUUGGCUUCAUUUUCAAACAGCAAUGUAGUUGUGAGGCAAGAGGUAUGGGAGAGAGGAAUUGCUUCUUUUUAUGGCACUUUUCUAGUGAAAUGAUUUUAUUGUUGAGGAUGAACAAGAUAAGGAGCAGGAAAUGCUGGAAGGUACAUACCCUUUCUUGGUUUGAAAGCACUAGUGCCUAUUAAUAAACUGCUGUUCUGCUAUGUAAAAUGCUAGAAAAGGGCCUCUUCUCUCGGCUGUUGUUUGUUCAUGGCAGACUAACACACAAAGCCAUGAGGUUUGUAUCCAUGUUAAUAUCUCACAUAUCUCAACAACUCUUAGAAUCUAUUCUAGCUCCCGAUGCUCUGUUGACUCCUCUGUCUGCCUAUGAGCUGCUUUUCUGGUCUCCUCAGGCUGUGCCUACACAACCAUUAAGGGGCCAAUUAGCUCCAUGUGUGCCAGAGGACUUUGUCCCAGUUACAGCUGGAGCCCUUGGGCUGUUUGCAAGUCCUGCAUGAGUAUUUGGUGCUGACUGAAGUGACGCUCACUUGCCAAAAUAAAGUGUGAAUUUGCCAAGCUGAUGCAAAGGCUCUCUAUCUACCUGAUUUUUUUUCUUAUUGGAGGCCAUAUCCUGCAGGUCCUGCAAGCUUCUUGUGCUGGACCAGUGGUGCCGAGUGGUGUGGUCCUCAGUCCCCCUGCUGUGGGUAGCCUUCACUGCCAUUGCAGUCAGGGGUGAGUCAGGUUGAAGGGCAGCCGUAAUGACUUUGCUUGAAAAUAACCCUUGUUUUUUCCUCUUUAACUUUGUGCAUGGAUUUUGAUCUCUCUGUUCUUUUCUUUCCAAACAGUUAUGCAAAUGCUUCUCUGUGGGUCGUUUUUAGCAUCUGGCAAUUAUUAUUGCAAAGACUAUUCAGUUCCAUUCCAGCCUUCGAAAUCCCUAUAAGUCAUUUUAUAUUUAAGCCUUUUUAAAAUGUCAUGAGACCUAAUAAUGUCUUUACAACUCCCACGGCCUUCAUGGAGAUGCCUGUGCAAAGGCUGGGUAGCGUGUAUCUGUGAUUAUUCACACAUCCUGGAUGUUCUGUAAUGUGUCAUUAUCACUGCAGUGUUUUCCAUGUAUGUGGUGCGGAGAAUACUGGGAACCGGGGUCUGGUGGAGCACAAGGAACAACUUAAUAUGAAAAAGCAGGCUCAUUCACCCAUGCACCUGGCAGAUUCCUCAAGCUGCCUUUGGUGGCUUUGAGAGGAGGGCCCAUGGGACUGCAUGGGUGACGGAGAUGCUGGGGUGCUGCUGCUGAUGCAGGGUGCUGGUGUGGGGCAUUGACAGCCCGAGUCCUGGCCUAGCAACAUAGAGAGGAUUGGGAAGGAGUGACACGUGGUGUGGCUGCUUUUCAUGCUAUGUAAAUAAUCUGUUUGGGGAGUGCUAGAGCAAUUGUAUGGUAAAUUAAAACCAUAUUAAUAAAUAAAUUGUAUAAUUGUAUUUGUUUCCAUAUAAACUGAACUAGUCUGAUUUGUUUGUGUGCAUAAUCUAUCAUUCUUAUAGAAGGGAGAUUUAUUUUAAUUGAACUGAUGAAUGUCAAGAUGUUGGCUAUUGAAAGUUCCAUGCAAAUCUAAAUUAAAGGGUAAUAUCUAACAGUCUUGCGGAGAACUACAUAGAGGAUGCCUAUAGUUAGCAACAAAGUGAAAAAUACCAUA